Messenger RNA from Oikopleura dioica, 816 nucleotides. The record is from the annotation of a GenBank genome assembly. Lineage: Eukaryota; Metazoa; Chordata; Appendicularia; Copelata; Oikopleuridae.
AUGGAUGUUGAUGAUAAUAUAGAAAUAGUUCAUGCGCCAGGUUAUGAAGAGGAACAAGCGCAAAACGAAGCGCAAGCCACUGGAAACGGUGAUGUAGAAAUGCCCUCACAAGAACAAGAAGCGUCGACGCUAGAAUCCGGAGAGCUGAAAUCUUCACAAGACUCAAGAAAUGCCGAAUCAGAUUAUGACUCUGACGAUUCAGACGAUAUAAAUGUCCAAAUAGGCGAUGAAAACCCACUGCAAAUAUCAGAUAAGAAAAAAGACUCGGAAGAAAAUGGUGCGAAAGCGGUAGAAAAUGGCGAUGCGGAAAAUAAGGAAAAAGAUGCCGUAAAAGGGAUCGAUCUGAAUACAAAAGGAGACAUUGAUGGGAAAGCCGUUAUUGAUGUCAUCGUCGAAUCCCUUCCCGAAAAACCAUGGAGGCUGAAGGGUGCGAACUUGAGCGAGUACUUCAACUACGGCUUCGUCGAAGAAACAUGGAAAAUUUACCAAGAAGAAGUGAAGACUGGAAAGAAAAGCCUUCCACCGCCAAUCAUUCCAAGAUCCAUAGGAUCAGGUCCACCUCCUGUUAUUCCCAAAACUUCACCAGGAAGAGCACCGCCGAUUAUGCCGUCGAUGCCAUCCGGGCAAAUGCCGCCACGAAUGCCGCCUGGUAUGAUGCCUCCUCGCCUGCCUCCAGGGAUGAUGCCGCCGGGAAUGCCUGGCAUGCCUCCUGGAAUGCCACCGAUGAUGCCGGGAAUGCCAGGAAUGCCGCCUGGAAUGCCUCCUUUCGGAGCACCACCAUCAUCAGCCCCUCCUUCCGUGAAAACGGAGCGUUGA